UUGACAUGUUUUUUUACUUUUGUAGUUAUUUGAAGAUAAAGACAAUGUUGAGGAAACAGAAAAUAUCAGGGCUGUGAAGUAUGUAUGUCUUAUAGAACUGAAGGUGCUAGAUUUAAAAACUGAUGGGAUUGGAGUAUGGCAGGAAACAUUUACUAAAGCAGAUCCAAUGAGUAGAAUCCAAGCUACAUGCAGAUGUAAGAAACUAUGUCACCAGCGUGCAAUAGAAAAUGCCUUCUCUAAAGUACUCCUAAUUGUACUGGGUAAUGGUAAAACUAUGGUGGAAAUAGACACAACUAAACCAGAGUUCAAGUGCGACAAUAUACCUGAUGAUCAAUUAAUUAAGGUAAACGAGCUAGAUGACAAGCCAGAUUCCGAGGCAAUUGAUGAAGAUAUCACAGGUGAUAUCAACUUGUCAAGUAAGAUAUCAGCUGGGGAAAUAGACGAUAUCAAUUUACAAAUUCUUCAAGAGCUAGAAGAUGACAUGUGACAAGUGACUUAGGUUAAUAUAUAUGUGUACAAGAAAAUUGUGAUGUACAUGACUGAGUGAGACAGAAAUUAUAUAAAUAGACAUUACAUUUCAAGACAGAUGGAGGAUAUUAAUGCUUAUAAAUAGCUAAAGAUCCUGUAACUUAAAUUUUUUUAUAUCCUUUUUAGCUCGACUAUUCGAUAAGAAAAAGUAGAGCUAUUGUAGUCACCCGAGCGUCGGCGUCAGCGUAACCACUUAUGUUAAAGUUUUUGUAAUAGUUUAAAUAUUUUCAAAGUCCAUUGACAUAUGGCUUUGAAACUUUGCACAUUUGUUCACCAUCAUGACACCAACAUGCAGACAAGAGGAGGUAACUCUAUCAAGCAUUUUGACAGAAUUAUGCCCCUUUUUCGACUUAGAAUUUACGUUAAAGUUUUUGUAAUAGUUUAAAUAUUUUCAAAGUCCAUUCACAUAAUUAUGGUUUUGAAAAUUUGCACACUUGUUCACCAUCAUGACACCAACAUGUAGACAGGAGGAGGUAACUCUAUCAAGCAUUUUGACAGAAUUAUGCUUAGAAUUUACGUUAAAGUUUUUGUAAUAGUUUAAAUAUUUUCAAAGUCCAUUGACAUAGGGCUUUGAAACUUUUCACACUUGUUCACCAUCAUGACCCCAACAUCUAGACAGGAGGAGAUAAUUGUAUCAAGCAUUUUGACAGAAUUAUGCCCCUUUUUCGACUUAGAAUUUACGUUAAAGUUUUUGUAAUACCUCAAAUAUUUUCAAAGUCCAUUGACAUAUGGCUUUGAAACUUUCACACUUAUUCACCAUCAUGACCCCAACCUGUAGACAGGAGGAGGUAACUCUAUCAAGCAUUUUGACAGAAUUAUGCCCCUUUUUUGACUUAGAAUUUACAUUAAAGUUUUUGCAAUACCUCAAAUAUUUUCAAAAUUGAUUGACAUAAGGCUUUGAAACAUGUUGAAAUUUUAUACUCUUCUUUUAGAGCAUAAUAGGACUCUCUCCAAGGCCUUUAACUGUAAUAUGGAUUUAAAGAAAAAAUUUGCCUUUUUCUUUACUUAGAAAAUUUUACCUUUUAAUCAAGGCUUUUUUUACUAUCAAGCACUAAGAAUAGUCGAGCGUUGCUGUCCUACCGACAGCUCUUGUUUCACCUAUUAUUGCAAAUUUUACAGGACCAUCUAGCAUUUAUAAUAGAGCUAAAAAAUGUUAUCUUAACAGCCUGUAGGUGAUGAGUUUACAUGGUUAAAACAAUGUCAUUUACAAGCUUUAAAGUGAAUUGGUCUAUAAGUAAGGGUCUGUAAUAUAACAAUAACGCUUAUACUAUUUAGUAUGAGACAUAACAACAAAGCACAAAAUUGUAGAUAUUAUUUGCAGGUGCGAGAUACAUAACAUAUACUUACAUUACAUUAUAUUUUUUUUUUUUAAUUAUUUACAUGUCAAUGAAAAUACUAAAGUUAUCAUGGUUUGUUUACUUGUAUUGUAUUAUUUUUUCUUAAAUAAACGGGCCUUAAACGUGGUUCCAAAAAAAACAAAAAAACAAAAAACAUAUUUACACAGCACAUAAUAAUUUGUUAUUGAACAAUAUAAACAUAUUAUUAUUCAUCAUAUUAUAUAUAUGUUCAAUCUAAAUUUUCAAGCAGUAUUUUAUAAGAAUAUUCAAAUGAUGCAUUUCUCAUGGAAAAUGUGCCCAUUGUAGAUCAAUCCACUUUAAGAAUGAGUGGCAAGCUUCAAAAAAUAUCAUUUAGGCUGUAAAGUCAUACUCUACUUGAAAAAGUGGUACUGAAAAAAAUAAAUAUAAUUAUGCAAAAAAAAUGUGCGUUUUUGAAAUUUCUGUUUCAAACUAUUGUAAAUACUAGUUUAAUAAUUAUGCAGGAACAAGAAACAAUGCCUGCCAUGUUGGGGACACUGUUCUAGUGGAAACUCAGCAGCGCAUUAUUAUUCUUGUACUAGAUAUUACUUCCUGUAGAAGCAGACGGCGGAAUAUAUACCCCAUGUAUAUGAGUUUAGAAUAACAUGGUAGAUGGCACACAACGCCACAGAAGGCAUUUUUUCCUUUGUUUUGUUCAAAUAAUUAUACAUGAAUUUAAUGCCUUUGAAGAAAGGUGAAAGCUACGGCUGAC
Ruditapes philippinarum (Manila clam) is the source of this 2595-nucleotide messenger RNA. RefSeq lists its product as uncharacterized. The record is from RefSeq and is a predicted model, not a curated record. Lineage: Eukaryota; Metazoa; Mollusca; Bivalvia; Venerida; Veneridae. The transcript is spliced from 3 exons. Bases 167 to 487 code for a protein of 106 amino acids.